Messenger RNA from Suillus subalutaceus, 2025 nucleotides. RefSeq lists its product as uncharacterized. The record is from RefSeq and is a predicted model, not a curated record. Bases 1 to 2025 code for a protein of 674 amino acids. NCBI's taxonomy places the organism in Eukaryota, Fungi, Basidiomycota, Agaricomycetes, Boletales, Suillaceae. The transcript is spliced from 2 exons.
AUGAAAUACAGCGCUGCUCGCACCGUGGUAGCCGACACCACUAGCGCAGAGAAGAUCUUCGAAUCCUUAAGUGCGGUCGUUGUCCACCGUGCAUUAUAUGAUUGUCCCGAAUGGGGCCCUCGGCAUAAACUUGAAUGCCUAGAUGGCACCUGCACGAAAAUCUUGGAAGAAAUUGAGACAACUCUGCAGGCAAGCAAGAGUACGCUGAUUUGGCUCUCUGGCUCUCCCGGGACAGGGAAAUCUGCGAUUGCUCAUACAAUCGCCAGCCGCCUCAAAAAAAAGUCGAAAUUGGCUGGCACGUUUUUCUUUAGCCGCCAACAUAAGGAUAUACCAGGAAUGACCAGCCUUGAUUUCUUUGCGCCUACCUUGGCCUACCAAAUUUCGAAAAGUAAACACCUGGCCAAAGACCCUGUGGUCCAAUCCAUUAGAUCCGACCCUGCUAUCCUUGAUCCAAGGAAGCCGCUUGCUGAUCAAAUACAAGAACUGCUAGUUAAGCCGUUACAGAAUUUGCAGGUCUCGUGGGGGCAUUUGGAACCAAAGGUCCUUGUAAUUGAUGCGGUUGACGCAUGCGAAGAAGGACGCAUCUGCGAGCUCAUUUCAUGUCUUUCGAAUCUCCUCCAACAGCCGCGUAUCCCCCACUUACACAUCGUCAUCACUAGUCGUCCUCUUCACACUAUCGAUGAUGCAUUCGAAGCCAUUGGCCGCGAAGAGUCGAUACAUCACAUCACUCUCGAUGAUGUUGAUGCUGCUGAGGACUUUCGUCUCCUCUUCAAGCACGCUCUUGAGAAGAGUUAUAGGAUUCACGGUCUCGAAUGCCCUGAAUUGGAGUCCGAUGAUGAGACAAUCCUCUGUCUCGCUGAUAGGGCAAACGGUCGAUUUGGAACUGCAUCGAUGAUGAUGAAGUUUCUCGAGCACGAUGACGAGGACGAAGUGCCAUACGAUCUAGAUGAAAAAAUCAACCUUAUGAAAAAUCCUGGUGAUGCAUAUCUUCAUUCCACCCAAAUAUUCCGGUUCUACGAGUUCGUCAUUAACUCCUCAGAAAAUCCAACUCGUGCAUACCGGCAUCUAUCCACGGUGGUCAAUCUCGCCGAACCAUUAGCAAUUCUGCACUUGCGGAAGCUCCUAGGAUCUUCAGAAAGUGAUUUAUCGUCCAUUCUCGUGUCAUUAUCCCCAAUAGUCAGCGUCCCUGCCGACGAUUCUUGCCCUGUCAAGGUUCUCCACAAGGAGUCACUUUGCAAGUUUCUCUCCCGACAUUCGUCUUCGUCAUGCGCAUCUCAGCUCCUUGCGCAGUCCAGUCUGCGGACGAUGAAAAGUUCAUUCUUGCGCCAGUCCGGUCUCAAGGAUGAGCUACAACGAAUGGUGCCACUGACGAAAACACCUAUUGCAGGUCCACAAUCAAAUAAUAUUUUGAUGGUUUUCAUUAAGUUUUGCUUGGCACCGCCAUGCAACAAGGCCAUAUAUGCGGCCGCAUGGUAUCGUGAAUAUACGCAGUCAGGGACUGGCACUCCUUACUGUGCUCCGCCUAGUGCCAAGCUCUGUAAUAUGUCUGAGGACAUAUCAAAGGCUCAGUCGGCACUGAAGGAAUUCCAAGCGAAACCUGAAUUUCGCAACUUACACGUGUUCGAACUCUUGUCAACAUUACAAGAUCUACCAAAAUUUUUGAUCAUCGUGAUACUCUUGGCAAUUCGUCACGCUCACCCUCCCGCCUCCCAUAUUAUCAAUUCGAUAGACGGAUCCGAUGACCAGUCGAAUAUGCCUGCGGCGCUUAAGCACUUCAUCCAAUACCUACAGGAGGGAAGCGAGCGAAAUGUAUCCAGCUCACCAGCCCUCAAGCAUGCUUGCCGGCAUUGGGGUUUGUAUCUCUCUCGGGAAACGACGGUCGUAGAUGAACGUCUACGUACAUUUCUUCGUGCCUUUUGGCGGGAUAAACUGCUGUCAUGGUUUGAAAGACAGUGGUACUUGGAGGGUUUAGAAUCAUGCAUAGCCAUCCUGAAAAUUGCACAGACCAUUGAUUUCAAUGAGUAA